This is a messenger RNA of Cephus cinctus (wheat stem sawfly), 6338 nucleotides long. RefSeq names its product neuronal calcium sensor 2. The transcript has 5 exons. Lineage: Eukaryota; Metazoa; Arthropoda; Insecta; Hymenoptera; Cephidae. Gene Ontology annotation, molecular function: calcium ion binding. The record is from RefSeq and is a predicted model, not a curated record. Bases 930 to 1490 code for a protein of 186 amino acids.
UGGAAUAACCAUGAGAAUUGAGAAGCGAGAGCGCCGUCGCAGUUCUAUGGCGUCGCUGGCGUAUCCAGCCUCGACGUCGGCGUCGCGAGCCGAUUUCCUCGACGCAGCCAGAGGAGGAGCUCAUCGGGUAGGAUAGGUGUAGAGGAACCCAGGGUCCACCGCCGCCGCGACGCUAGUCGCCUCGACGCUCUCGCACGCUGCGUUUGCUGCCACUGCCGACGCCGUCGUCGCCGUCGACUUUCUCUUUUUUCUCUUGUAACUUUAUCGCAGCCGUGGGUGUUACCCCGUUUUUUCGUGUUUCGCGUUUCUUUGCAAAAAGCAAAAAGAAGAACGGAAAAACAAAAAGGGAGACAGGAACAACGGAAAUUGUAUAAAAACAAAAUAAUAAUAAUAACAGACUUCCCUAUUUUUAUGAAAAAAGAUUUGUUGGAGAAUAUUUUCAUUUUUUUGGGGGGUACAAAAUUUCGCCAAAAUAUUCUUGCAGUGUGAAUUAUACAGAUUUACGUAAAGUGGUGUUUUACGUAGAAGAAUCUCAAAGAUAUAUCGGAAAGGAGGAAGUGUCAUUUUCAAAAUAUAAAUUCACAUAACGAUUGUGGGAUCUAUCAGAGCUGGAGGAUCGUCUCGAGGUCACUGGCAUUUAGGAUUACUUCAACUGUGCGACUGGGAUCUGAAUCGAUCAAGAUCCACAAGAAUUUCUGGGAAUCCUAGUGACUUUAUAGAUCAUUGAUCAAAAGGAUCGUUUUAUCAGUAAUCGAAUAAAAUCAAUUGCUAAAAGUCGCGAGUGCGUCGUUUCCUUAAAUUCCUGUGAGACACGUGAAAGGAAUAUCGCUAUGCACUUUUGAGAGGACCUGUAUAUCUCGACGAUCGAUAUCACUGGAUCAGUGCCAUUUAGUGGAUUGAAGAGGAUCUUUGGAUCGGAUUCACGUAAAAUGGGCUGCUUCGGGAGCAAGGAUAAGCUCAGCAAGGAGGACAUGGACUUCCUCAAAUCUCACACCAGAUACGACGAAGCCACCAUAAAGGAGUGGUACAAGGGAUUUAAGCAAGACUGCCCGAACGGCCGGUUGACGCCAACGAAAUUCGUCGACAUGUACAAAAUGUUCUUCCCGUCUGGUAACGCUGAGGAAUUUUGCGAUCACGUCUUCCGUACAUUUGACAUGGAUAAGAAUGGCUACAUCGACUUUAAAGAAUUCCUACUGGCGAUAGAUGUGACGUCCAGCGGCACACCCGAGGAGAAGCUCAAGUGGGCUUUCCGGAUGUACGACGUAGACGGAAAUGGGGUUAUCGACAUUCAAGAAAUGACGAAAAUCGUUCAAGCGAUAUACGACAUGCUGGGUGCCUGCUCAAGCAAUCGGCCUGCCGACAGCGCUGAAGAUCGCGCUAAGAACAUAUUCGCCAAGAUGGAUGAGAACAACGACGGACAAUUGACGCAGGAUGAGUUCCUGAAGGGAUGUCUUCAAGACGAGGAGCUCUCUAAAAUGCUGGCACCUUAAUCAAGUACCUGGAUACUUGGUUAGAGGUUGUUGGAGGAACAGGAGGAAAGCCAGAAGGACGAGACAGUAGCGCUACCAAUCACCAUGACCGCAAUCACCAAUCAUAACAGGAAACACCAUUUUCGUCAUUAGCCGCCAGCAGGAUUCAUCGUUACCAAGAGAAACUGCAAGACACGUUACCGUUCGACGAAUGCUACGUUAUAUGACAAAACAGUAACGUGUUUAAGCCCAAUGAGUUACUUUAAUACGGUGGACACUUGAUGAAAAUGGUAGUACGACUGGUUUAUUAGAAUUAAUGGCGGGGCCAUUGACUAAUUAUCAACGCCCAUACGCGUAUGUAGGUCAGAGCUCACGGUUCCAUGAUGAUCCCAGGUCGGUAACUACUGUUGCUGACAGUGGGAUGAACUGGCCUGCUACUACUCGUUAUUGGAUCAAACUCGUAAGGAUUUUUUAUGGCGUUGCUGGCAGUCGUGGAUACAUUAUGCUAUGGCGACGCCAAAUCUAAUACGGGAAGAGUUGGAUGCUAAUGACUAAUGGACAGUUAAUUAACGUUAUAACGAUAAUCAGUAAUCCUGAAACAACGAACGUACUUCUCUCUCUCGGGUAACAGCAACAGCAACAGCAACAGUAGCUUCAGUCACGUUGCUCGGAGAGAAUUUAUUUAUUUACAUGUUUCUCACAGGACUCGCGUGUCCUCGCAUGUCCCAAUUAUAUGAAAACGACAUAACACGUAUUCGCUAUACGAUCCUUCGGAGCUAUUCGCUCCACUAUACGAUCCUUUCACGUCUUUUCUUUCCUCUUCACUUUCUCUCUUGUUCUUUUUUCUGCCAAUCGCAUAAAUUGACUGUCAAGAACUCUCGGACUUCCAAACUGUAAAACGAAAGGAAUGCUACUACUUCUUUUACCGAUGAAUACAUAAACUUUGUAUUCUUUAUUGACUCGUCUUGAAUUUCUUUUAGUUCUUUAUUAAUCGAAAGACUAAUUAAAAUUUCGAGCAGAUACACACUUGAGGUAGAUGGAUAAUUAAUACUACAGUAUGAAUGUCAUAAUACGUAGAAAAAACAUGUGUCAGCGAGUCGUGGCAUGAGAAAAAUAAUAAGAGAAAGGGAGAAAGAAGAAGAGAUUAAUAAUAAUGAUAAUGCUUUGAAUGAACGAGUAAGACAACGACGACGUAUUACUCGUUGACCGGUCAUGUUUUAGUCUAAUCCUUAAUUAUGAGUAGACUCGUUAAGGAGAAAUUUUAACGGUUUAACGAUUCGAGACAAGCGGAUUAAAAGGAAGACAAAAAGAAGUCUUAGAGGGCGUAGCGGAAGUUUCAGAGAGAUAAUGGUGAUGUUACUUUAAACGAGACGAUAGACUAGUGUCUAUUAGUGAUAGAAUUCGACCAAUUGCAUGUCUUAAUAAUUAAUAGGGAUCUCUAAGUGUCUAUCGAUCACAGAUUAUUUGACAAAUAGAUAAUCGUUAUCGUCGCUUCGUUUCCUCAAACUACGAUAAAUAAUCUUUCUCAAUGACUGUCACGUUGUUUCGUCUACGGAUGGGAUCACUUAUUUAUAAUUUUUCUUUUUCCUUCAAUCGCAUCACUAUCUUUCACAUAAAUGUUUAAUAUCUUUUCAAAGUCUCCGAGCGCUACUUUGCCACUGGCUCUACUACCGUUACGACUCGCAGAGGAAGACUCGCCUAAGGAACUCGCAGUGACGAUGUAGGAUACGUGAAGGCAAAAGGAGAGAAUUGAAAAGUCCGAAAAAAAUGUGCAUUUAUACGACGCGGUGCAACGGCACUGAUUAAUUUAUAAUCUGUGACGGUAGACACGUAAUCGCGUAAAUAGGCUAGUCACAUAUCGUUCGCGUCCCUUCGUACUAACGAAAGUGAAUAAAUAUCGAUCAAAUUAUUAUAAAAGAUGAAUAAGGAAUCAAAUGAUUAUAACGAUUACAAUGUGAAUUUGCAAAGAGGGAAAUAUAUUGAGAGAAAGAGGAGUCGAGCGGCCGGCCUGUUGAAAUACGUGAGAGGCGCGUAGAAGGAUACUUAAGAAACGGAAAAAUGUGAAAUGGUUCGAAGAAAAAUAAGAAAGCAAGAGAUCCGUCGAUUCUCUGUAUAUAACAUAUUUGAUCUAGUACGUCGUGUUUAUAGUAAACACUUGAAAGGCAUUACGCAUCCACGCAUCAAGCAUUACCCAUUACGCAUUGAGCGUAUACUGUAAUGGUAUAAGGUAUAUAACCCCUUUAAUGGACACGGCCAUGUCAAUUCUUUCCAUCGAUUUCUCACUGGCGAACUUAUAUGAAACUUCUCGAGUCCUUCCUCGAUCAGAAAGUCGAGCAUUUGACAAUCCAUUAAUAGAAUUUCUCGUGUGAACGAAUUCUGCGGAGAUUCCUUAGAAUAUAUUUGAAGGAGGUUUGGGAUUUCGUAAAUUGCAAUUUUUUGCCACUUUUCAUUAGGCCACACGUAUGUGUUGCUUCAUGCGUGACAGCCUAACUGAUGAGAGCUGAGGUAUUGAUCAGUGGAGGACUUUGGAUGUAUAGAUUCUUGCUGAAUAAUAAUGGAUAAAGGUUUCCUUAGGAGACCGUUAAGAAAUAAGAGGGAAAAAGAGGUUGCAAAGAUGAAUGAGUAUCGAAGGACAGAUAAAGGGAUAUGCAAUGGAACGCAGAGUCAAUUUAAGAAAAAAAUAAUAAUACUACGAAGCAAAGUAAUGAUUAAUUGAGCCACUUGUGCAAUUCUUGCAAUUUUAUAUUUUUCUACUCCCUCCUAUAUUUCUCUCUCGAUCUAUCCAUUUAUCUAUCCCUCAUAACCAUCCGUACCCUUCUCUAGUUUCUCCUAUUUCUCAUAGCCCCUCCAUUUUAUCUAUACUAAUAACGCAUCCCUUACUUCAAUAUUCUCAUUUCCCAUUCACAACUUUAUCUCCACUAUCCAAUCUAUUUUACUAUCCCACCCAUCACCUUAUGUCUAAUCAAUGUAUUUCUUAUUGCACAUAAUGUAACAUAAUAAUAUAGUAGCUCUCUAUUUCUCUUCGCAGCCAGUAAGCACAAAGUUUUCUCAUGUAAUAUGCGCGUCGAAUAUUUCUGAAUAUAUAAUUCAUCACUCUUUCAUUUCACUAUGCCAUCCAAAAAAGUACCACACGAAAAUGUUAAUUCGAAGAAGUAAACAAGUAGAACAAACGAAAAUUCAUCAACGAAUCGACAGAACACCCACGUUUAUCCGCUAUGUGUAGCUAUAGGGUAAACAAAAAAACCGGAAGGGCAAUUCAGUGAUAAUAUUUUACAUUCACUUGCUUCGCAAAGAUAUGAAACGUCUAAUGAAUUAUAAUAAAGAAAAGAGAACAACAAUUAAAAGUUCUAGUGAUUAUUCUUCGCGCACGCAAAUAUAUUGUCUUUUCUCGUACCGCUUGGCGAUAUUACUGCGUCAAUAUGUAUGAUUAAACAGUGUCAUUACAAUAGCUAAUAAUCGUUAAUGAUAAUCCUUGCCGAUUUCGCUGGAUGAUUGAAAAUGUCUUGAAACGUGCUUGGGAAUGAAACUGAAGCUGGAGGAUACCAACCACUCUUGUACACUUCGGCGAGUAAUAAUAAUAACGACAGAAACAACAAUAAUAUCAAAUCCCUCAUGUUGCCUCGUGUAAAGUCAGAUAACAUUGAUGCGUUUCACAUGCAAUCAGGAUAAUCUGAUGAAAAAUAAUAUUCAAGCUACAAUUUGCUACAGUCUCAACAACCAUUUGCCACUAAUGUUAUAUAACUAUGUGUCUCUGUAUGCUGCCGCGCCCGAAUAACUGUAUCGCCCGAUAAUGAAGAUUGCAUAUGUUUUGUAUAUUAUAUAUUACAUAUAAGUAUAUACGGCGGUUCACGUGUAAAAGAGCUUUGCAGUAACAGAUGAAAAAUAAUUCGAAGUUUCUAGAACGUUCUCGUGAAUGUAUUAUGCGAACAGGUUACGUGCUAGGGACUUUGUAGUUUUUUAUCUGUCACCUUAAGCCAUUUUACUCGUGGACCAACUAGAACCAGAAGGUUUGAGCAAGCGUGUAAAAAAGGGUUUAAAGAUAUAAUAGAAUCUCGAGGAGGAUUCGGUAGGAGAGAACAGAUUAUUAUUAUAACUACUAUUAAUUGUAACAAGUAUUGUUAUUGUUGUUGUAAUCUCUCCUCCGUUCGAAUUCCUCUGGAGAAUUGAACAGAACUUCAAUCUUUCUAUUUGUAUCUGCAUUUGCUUCUCUUUCAAGCACUCCCCCCCUCCCUCCGCCUUAGUUUAAUCCAUUUUCUUAUUUUUUCUUUUAUUCUUCUACUCCUCCAUUCUCUUCUUUUAAAAAGAGGGGAAAAAUAAUAAAUUGGCGUGAACUGCAUAACACAGAGAUACAAUCUAGCCGUAAAUAACUAUAGGAGCCUGUGCUAUAAACGUAACAUUGAAACGUGUAAUUAAAAAAAUGACACCCAUGCAUAUACACAGGCGCGCGCGCGCGCGCAUCACUGCGUACGUGAAUUAUGCUAACAAAUCGCAUUAAGUGCAGCGACAGCGAUUUAGAGAAAGUAAGAACAGAACGGUAAGAGAGAGAGAGAGAGAGAGAGAGAGAGAGUGAGAGGGAAGGAGAGAGACAGUGAGAAAGGAUGAUGGGAGGGUGGGCGCAGAUGAUACACGAGAAAGGAAGAGUGAAAGGAAAUAUACUGUAUUGCAUUAAUUACUACCUUAACAAAUAAUACUAUCUUUUAAGGAUAAUGGGAGUAACAUUACAAAAAUGAAAAAGGAGGAUGAACAAAAAAAUAAGAACUCGUAUUUUGUAUGUGGGUUACAUACGGCGAGAACACCGAUACCAACCUACAUUAUUAAUUAUUAUUACUAUUAUUACUAUUAUUAUAAUAAACCGUACUAUGCUCUAAA